UUUUUAGACCAUGGCAACAUAUCUGGAGUUCAUUCAGCAGAAUGAAGAACAAGAUGGUGUACGUUUCAGUUGGAAUGUGUGGCCUUCUAGCCGCCUUGAAGCCACAAGAAUGGUUGUUCCCCUGGCUUGUCUCCUCACUCCAUUAAAAGAACGCCCAGACCUGCCUCCUGUACAGUAUGAACCUGUGCUUUGCAGCAGGCCAACCUGCAAAGCUAUUCUCAAUCCACUUUGCCAAGUUGAUUAUCGAGCAAAACUUUGGGCUUGUAAUUUUUGUUUCCAAAGAAAUCAGUUCCCUCCAGCAUAUGCAGGCAUAUCUGAGGUGAAUCAGCCUGCUGAAUUGAUGCCCCAGUUUUCAACAAUUGAAUACGGUACUUUUCCAAACACUGGGGCCAGGAUCAUGGUGUUCACUGGAGGCCCCCCAACCCAAGGACCUGGCAUGGUGGUUGGAGACGAAUUGAAGACUCCUAUUCGUUCCUGGCAUGAUAUUGAGAAAGAUAAUGCACGGUUCAUGAAAAAGGCAACCAAACACUAUGAGAUGCUUGCCAGUAGAACUGCUGCAAAUGGUCACUGUAUUGAUAUUUAUGCUUGUGCCCUUGAUCAAACUGGACUUUUGGAGAUGAAAUGUUGUCCAAAUCUUACUGGAGGCCACAUGGUGAUGGGAGAUUCUUUCAACACCUCUCUCUUUAAGCAGACAUUCCAAAGAAUUUUUAGUAAAGAUUUUAAUGGAGAUUUCAGAAUGGCUUUUGGUGCUACUUUGGAAGUAAAGGAGCUUGGUGUCGGUGGCACGAGUCAGUGGAAAAUCUGUGGCCUGGAUCCCACAUCUACACUUGGUAUCUACUUUGAAGUUGUCAAUCAGCAUAAUGCCCCGAUUCCCCAGGGAGGCAGAGGCGCCAUCCAGUUUGUCACACAGUAUCAGCAUUCCAGCACUCAGAAACGCAUCCGAGUGACCACCAUUGCCCGCAAUUGGGCAGAUGCACAGAGUCAGCUGAGGCACAUAGAAGCAGCAUUUGACCAGGAGGCUGCAGCAGUCUUGAUGGCACGGCUGGGAGUGUUCCGGGCAGAGUCAGAGGAGGGGCCUGACGUACUCCGGUGGCUGGAUCGACAACUCAUCCGACUGUGUCAGAAGUUUGGACAGUAUAACAAAGAAGACCCCACUUCUUUUAGGUUAUCAGAUUCCUUUUCUCUGUAUCCUCAGUUCAUGUUCCAUCUGAGGAGAUCACCAUUUCUUCAGGUGUUUAACAAUAGUCCCGAUGAGUCGUCCUAUUACAGACACCACUUUGCCCGUCAGGAUCUGACUCAGUCCCUCAUCAUGAUCCAGCCCAUUCUCUACUCGUACUCCUUCCAUGGACCACCGGAGCCCGUGCUCCUGGAUAGCAGUAGCAUUCUAGCUGACAGAAUUUUGCUGAUGGAUACUUUCUUCCAAAUUGUCAUUUAUCUUGGUGAGACCAUAGCCCAGUGGCGUAAAGCUGGAUACCAGGACAUGCCUGAGUAUGAAAACUUCAAGCACCUUCUACAGGCCCCAUUAGAUGAUGCUCAAGAAAUUCUGCAAGCAUGAUUCCCGAUGCCACGUUAUAUCAACACAGAGCAUGGUGGUAGUCAGGCUCGAUUCCUGUUGUCCAAAGUCAACCCAUCUCAGACACACAAUAACCUGUAUGCUUGGGGACAGGAAACUGGAGCACCCAUCCUAACUGAUGACGUUAGCCUGCAGGUGUUCAUGGAUCACUUGAAGAAGCUGGCUGUGUCCAGUGCCUCUUAAAGUCACAGUGGCCAGGAAAUUGAAGAUGAGGCUAUCAGAUUAUGCUCACAUUUUUGUUAAUGACUUUAUAACAUUCCUUUCACGUUUCUUGCAGAUCUUAAUAAAUAAUCUAAGAGUUUUUUUGUAUGUACGUCUUUAAACUAUAAUUUAUUUAUAUUCUUUAUCUCUGCCCUUUUUCUUGGACAUCAAAUUAUAAGGUCAUAAAUGUUCUGGUAAUUGUAAAUGUUUACUUAUUUUGUAUCCUAACAUUUUAGAGUAAAUAUAAAAUAAGAGUUUAUGUAUUUUGGCUGCUUUAUUUAAGUGAAAAUCUUAAUGAUCAUAAAGGAAAUAAAUCUGAAUGAGGACAGCAUUGUCUAAAA
Nannospalax galili (Upper Galilee mountains blind mole rat) is the source of this 2115-nucleotide messenger RNA. It is a transcript of the gene Sec23b, whose product is annotated as SEC23 homolog B, coat complex II component. The record is from RefSeq and is a predicted model, not a curated record. Gene Ontology annotation, molecular function: zinc ion binding; GTPase activator activity. Gene Ontology annotation, cellular component: COPII vesicle coat; endoplasmic reticulum exit site. Gene Ontology annotation, biological process: intracellular protein transport; COPII-coated vesicle cargo loading; endoplasmic reticulum to Golgi vesicle-mediated transport. Lineage: Eukaryota; Metazoa; Chordata; Mammalia; Rodentia; Spalacidae.